This is a messenger RNA of Triticum dicoccoides, 2106 nucleotides long. RefSeq names its product putative receptor-like protein kinase At4g00960. The record is from RefSeq and is a predicted model, not a curated record. Lineage: Eukaryota; Viridiplantae; Streptophyta; Magnoliopsida; Poales; Poaceae. The coding region runs from base 140 to 1675 and encodes 511 amino acids. Gene Ontology annotation, biological process: protein phosphorylation. Gene Ontology annotation, molecular function: ATP binding; protein kinase activity; DNA binding. The transcript is spliced from 13 exons.
UCUCUAGUUUGACUAAAUUUCUCUUCCGUGCCCAACGAACUGCAUCUCUGGCGUCCGCAGCUCUUCUCUCCCCACUGCAGCUCGAGCCUUUCAGCCUCUGGGAGCCAAUUAGGGUCGGAUCCGUCAGCACAACACCAUCAUGAGCACCCUGGCCUCCAGCUCUGCAGAUAUCGACAUAGAAAAGUUGCAACAUCUGGCGAAGGUGGCUUGGUUUAAGACUAGGGCGGUUCUCGAGAUAUUGCGGAAUUUUGAGCAGUUCCCGAUCCAACACAAGACCCCUCAGAGGCCACCGAGUGGUUCUUGGUUUCUUUUCAACCGCAGGGUACACCACUUCUUCCGGAAUGAUGGGUAUCAAUGGCAUAAAAGGACGAAUGGGAAGAGCAGUAAUGAAGCCCAUGAGUACCUUAAGGUUGAUAAUGUUAAGGCACUGAAUUGCUACUAUGCUCGUGGAGAAGAAAAUCCUACAUUCAUGAGGCGGAUCUAUUGGAUGCUUGAACCGGCUUAUGAUCACAUUGUUCUUGUCCACUAUAGAGACGUUCUAGAGGGAACUUUAACAGCUCCGCAACAUUUUGCUAUUAUGCUUGGAGACCAUGAAACAGAUAUGCAGGUGCCAAAUAUUGAUUGUUGUAGUGAAACAAAUGUGCAACAGUUCGCAGUUAUGCAUGGAGACCAUGAAACAGAUAUGCAGAUAGAACCAACACCUGACCAUAUGCCGUUGCAGCAUUUGAAAGACAUCACAAACAACUUUUGCAAUGAGAGAAUACUUGGUAGAGGUGGUUUUGGUGUGGUAUAUAAGGGAGUGCUACAAAAUGGAAAAAUGGUUGCAGUGAAGAAGCUUGUGCAGUCAAUGUCAAGCUCACAGGAGCAAUUUGAGAAUGAGGUUAAUCUUCUUAUGAAACUGAAGCACACAAAUAUAGUGCAACUACUAGGCUACUGUUAUGAAACACAGCAUUUACGUAAGCUUCAUGAAGGGAAAUUCAUUUUUGCUUGGAACACUGAGUGUUUGCUUUGCUUGGAGUGUCUGCCUAAGGGAAGUCUUGAUAAAUACAUUUCAGAUGCAUCUUACGGAUUUGAUUGGCCCACACGCCUCCAAAUAAUUGAGGGGAUUUCCUAUGGUCUACAAUACCUCCAUGAGCAAUCCGAUGGUCCCAUUAUUCACUUGGACCUAAAACCGGCAAACAUAUUGCUUGAUGAAAAUAUGAUACCAAAAAUUACAGACUUUGGUCUGUCAAGACUGUUUGAUAAAAAACAAACUAUUCACACCGCAGUGACAACUGGAAAGCUAGGCUAUAUGCCGCCAGAAUACCUACGAGGUAUAAUCACACCUAUGUCUGACAUAUUCAGUUUGGGUGUGAUUAUCAUGGAGGUAAUAACAGGGCACAGGGACUACCCAUAUGAUAUUAGAACAUCUUCCAAAGAAUUCAUCGAGCUUGAACUUAAAAAAUGGAGAGAUGUGCUGCAAAUAGAACCGGGGUAUACAUCGCUUGAAAUAGAUUGCCAACAAAUAACAAGAUGCAUCCAGAUAGGUCUAAUAUGCGUGAAUCCUGAGCGGACCAAAAGACCUGCAAUGAAGAAAGUUAUCGAUAUGCUUCAAGGUUUGGAAAGUAUGGAUUGGUACAUUAGCAACGAGUUAUCAAGCCGACCACAACAUCCAGGUGGAGCCGCAGUAAAUUAGCAAAGGAGACUGCCACAACGUCCGUUGUUUCCGUCUUUCUGGAAGCAGAGAAGCAUAUCUCGGACAUCGUGAACUCAAACGCCCUGAUUGCCACGAUUGACAGGCCGAUGGGGAUCUGUGUCCUUCCGGACGGCCCAGGACAGCAAUGGGGUGCUCAACUCGUAGACGUCGAACCCGGAGAAGCUCCAAGGAGACGAUGAUCCACAAGGCCGUGUUUAAAGCCUGAUUAAUAAGCAUUUUAAACUGAAUGACCUCCUGUAGUGUUCUGUGCGUAGUAGACUCUCUAUGGUCUGAUUUCACUGUAUGUCAGGAUGGGUAAAACUAUUCUCUGCUUAAGUGAUCGUGGUUGCUUUGAGAACUCGUGUGUGAACGGGUCUCGAAGUACUGUAACCACAUGAUGAUGGAUACCAUUUGCCGUGGAUGUGACACCU